Molecule: messenger RNA, 1806 nt
Organism: Leishmania braziliensis MHOM/BR/75/M2904
Lineage: Eukaryota; Euglenozoa; Kinetoplastea; Trypanosomatida; Trypanosomatidae
Exons: 1
Coding region: 1-1806 (601 amino acids)
Source: RefSeq, a predicted model, not a curated record
AUGACGGAUUUUCCGGAGUGGAGCGCUGGCGAGAUCGUCGAGGACGAUGUCGGGGAGUACCUGGACGCACGCAGCGCUCGUGCCGCGAAGCUCCCACCCAAGAUGCGCCGCGAAGGACGCAUUCCGCCCAAGAAGGACCCUAAACUCUCUCCGAGUCCCAAAUUAUUUAUCGGGUUUGUUCCGCUUCCGGAGUGCGAGAGUGUGGAUGACGACCUCGUUGAGAAGAGCCUAGACAGCUCGCCGCCAGGGCUGUCCCGUGGCAAGAGGCAAUUACCUAAGGUGUCGCCACUCCGCCAAGCCUUAGCACAGCCGAAGGGACCGUCUAUAGCAGCGAAGGUAUCAGAGACGGCGCUGGCGCAGUUGUCCACACCACCUUUGGCUACACGUUGCCGACCAUGUGUUGCGUCAACGACCGACGUUUCUGCCACCCGCCGAGGCAGCACAGCUGCUGCUGCCCCCGAGCAGCUCUUGUCCAAUGUGACCGCAUCAAGAGGCAGUCGGCGUCCCAAUGCCACGCCGCAGAACACGGAUCCCAACCCCCUUUCUCCGUCAACGUUGCGGCCGGUGGCCAGCGUAAAAAGCAGCAAGACUACGCUGCCGCCGCCUGCCGACCGCCAGAACACGGCAGGUCAACCUUCUGCACCGAACAAGCGUAUCUUGAGGGUCUCUUCGCCGGGGGUGUCUGUGAGCAGCUUUGACAGCAGCACCAAUUUCGAAUGCGAUGGCAGUAUAAGUGCAGUUGCUCCACCUCUCUCCGCCCCUGCCGAAAUGAGUCUGCCAGCGCUAAGGAAUCAGGCGGUCCGUGCUCGGCAUGACAGUCUGCGAAUGCCCUUCUCUGCUGAGACACCGGCGUCACUGCAGGCCAAGACUCCAUCGCAUGCCCCGCUGCGUACUAAAGCGUCUGGGACGCGCGGGUCAACGCCAACGAAAACCGAUCGCGUUGUCGCGUGCAACAGCACUGCACCCGCUUCUUCACACAUAGUGAAUCCCCAUCCAUCCUUGUGGGAGCCUGCUAGCGGUACCUACAAGGCUCGUGUUUCGAAGGUUGCACCGACCGUGGCUGCCCCUGCGUCCGCGGGCCCGAUGAGGAGCUCCGCGGUAGCGAUGAGCGGACAUCGCGCGGUGCCGCUCUCGAGCAUAGAGCGGAGCACCCCUCUGCAGCGCUUCACGUCGAAGCCCAAGAGUGAGCCCGGAGCGUCCGGUGACGGCUACACCUAUGGCGGCUACCUUGCGUUUGGCAGAACAGUCGACUAUCAGAGCAAGGACACCUUUGCAGGGUCACAGACGUGCACCGUUGUGUCUAGCGUUGCUUCGUCAACCGACUACUCGGUACUGCCGGUAGCGUACGACUCGAAUGCGCAUGGUGUGGGUAAGACGGGGCCAUUCAUAGCGCUGCCGCACAUCGGCUCCGCUAGGGCGUCGACGAUCGCUGAGCUGCGCAAUCUCCCCGCUUGCACACCUGCUGUACCUGCCGCCAGCGGCCAACGACUCACUACCAUAGCACCAGGAUCAUCAAAACACCCGCGACCCUCACGGAAUUCGGUGCCUACCAGCGCCAUGGCUUCCCGCACGCAGUCCUUCUCACAGAAGGGGCCCGCCACAAAACCUGCAACGAUCAGUUCAAAGACAUCGUUGACUGCUCCUGCUCUCGUUGCCAGCAAUAAGAACAACAAAGUCAAAGAAGAGGUUCACGCGAAUAACCUGAACGACAACAGGGGCCCCCUGAACGCUGACAAGCACCGCAAGUCUGUACCAAAUAAAGGACGAUCGCUGCGUCGGCGCGGCACAGACUUUGAGGAGGUUUGA